GGAUGGGCAUGCUCGCCAGUGUAUAUACAGAUGAUGAAGAGAGAGGCAACGCAAUGGGAAUUGCACUGGGAGGCCUUGCUAUGGGAGUAUUAGUGGGGCCACCUUUUGGGAGUGUGAUGUACGAGUUUGUGGGGAAGAGCUCUCCGUUCCUCGUGCUGGCUGCACUAGCGCUGUUAGACGGAGCUGUUCAAUUAUUUGUUCUGCAGCCAUCCAGAGCACAAGCAGAGAGUCAGAAGGGGACACCGUUACUGACACUUUUGAAGGACCCGUAUAUCAUUAUUGCAGCAGGAUCAAUCUGCUUUGCGAACAUGGCAAUUGCAAUGCUUGAACCAGCUUUACCCAUCUGGAUGAUGGAGACAAUGUGUUCAAAAAAAUGGCAACUUGGUGUCGCUUUUCUUCCAGCUAGUAUCUCUUAUCUCAUCGGGACUAAUCUUUUUGGGAUACUUGCACACAAAAUGGGAAGGUGGCUUUGUGCUUUACUCGGGAUGCUAAUCGUGGGAAUAAGUAUUUUAUGCGUACCAUUUGCUAAAAACAUUUAUGGGCUCAUAGCACCAAAUUUUGGAGUUGGGUUUGCCAUUGGAAUGGUGGACUCCUCCAUGAUGCCAAUUAUGGGCUACCUCGUAGAUCUGCGCCAUGUGUCGGUCUAUGGCAGUGUGUACGCGAUAGCCGAUGUUGCCUUUUGCAUGGGCUUUGCCAUUGGUCCAUCUGCUGGUGGAGCCAUUGCAAAGGCCAUUGGAUUUCCAUGGCUCAUGACAAUUAUAGGAAUUGUGGAUAUCCUCUUCGCUCCCCUGUGCUUUUUCCUUCGAAGUCCACCUGCCAAAGAGGAGAAAAUGGCAAUACUCAUGGAUCACAACUGUCCUGUGAAAACAAAAAUGUACACCCAGAACAUCCAGUCCUACCCCAUAGGAGAUGAAGAAGAAGAAUAUGAAAGCGAUGAAUAA
Molecule: messenger RNA, 941 nt
Organism: Pterocles gutturalis (yellow-throated sandgrouse)
Lineage: Eukaryota; Metazoa; Chordata; Aves; Pterocliformes; Pteroclidae
Gene: SLC18A2
Product: solute carrier family 18 (vesicular monoamine transporter), member 2
Exons: 11
Biological process (GO): aminergic neurotransmitter loading into synaptic vesicle; transmembrane transport
Cellular component (GO): synaptic vesicle membrane; terminal bouton
Molecular function (GO): serotonin:sodium:chloride symporter activity
Source: RefSeq, a predicted model, not a curated record